UUUGGGGACACUCUGUCUCUAGGCCCUUAAACAGACCAUACCCCAAUUUCUUCCUUGCAGGGGCAUAGGUGAAAAACUGAAUGAAUUUAUGUGAGCCGUCAUCAGGAUCAGAUCUCGACAGAAUAACGAACCGAUCUAUAAAUAAAUCUCCCCCAUAUUUAACCGACGUUCUCUUCACAAAUCGACGCCAGCCAGUUCGGUUCGGACGUUUGGGGAGAUAAACACGAAAAUGAAGCUGGACGCGGAAAUCAUGUUCGACUGUUUAUUGUACAUCAACGCGUUUUACUAUGGCAUGUUUUUCGCGUGUAACUUCGUGAUGACAACUUCGAAAUACUACAGUGUUGUAUCCACACCCAACAUCGGAAGAGAUGCGGCCGUUACUUUCUCGCUUUUAGCGAUUGAAUUUUUAAAAUUGAUAAUUUAUAAGAAAUACAAGGAAGCGCACAGAGGUAUAAGCUCUACAUUCGUAAUCAUCAUGAAUGCUGUAACUUUGGCGUGCUGUUUCUACAUGUUGAAAAUAAUGAAUCCUGUACUGAAACUGGAAAAAUUGUUGUGUAUUUUGUUGUGGAUGCUUGCUUCCUGCGAGAUAUUCUUCGGAUGUCUACAACCAUGGUUCAAAAAGAAACCAUAUUAUACGUGAAUAUCCGUUAAAUUAUACCUAUAUUAUUAUGUAAAAAAUGCUAUGGUCAAGUUUCGACAGAAUAUUUGUACUAUUUUAAUAUAAUGAUGAGUUUACAAAUC
Coccinella septempunctata (seven-spotted ladybird) is the source of this 741-nucleotide messenger RNA. RefSeq lists its product as uncharacterized. The record is from RefSeq and is a predicted model, not a curated record. NCBI's taxonomy places the organism in Eukaryota, Metazoa, Arthropoda, Insecta, Coleoptera, Coccinellidae. The coding region runs from base 230 to 640 and encodes 136 amino acids. The transcript is spliced from 2 exons.